GUCCGAAGAUGGAGAUGGUUGCUCCACAUGCAAGUGUGAUUGUACCUAAAGUUCUUAGAAGUAAUAACUACAAAAGGUGGAGCAUUUUCAUGCGGCACUAUUUAGUGGGUCAAGAUCUUUGGGACGUUGUUCAAUUAAGCCAGUUGCCUGCUGGAGGAAAUAUGAGGGAGUGGAUUAAAAAAAGUGCGUUAGCUGUGCAUGCCAUUAAGAUUUCAUGUGGAGAAGAAAUGUUCGAUAAAAUAAAGGACAUGGAUUCUGCUAAAGAAGUUUGGGAUGCAUUGGCUAAUAUGCACAAACCCCCAGUUGUCUCUCAGGAAAUUGCUGAGCACCCCCUACAAAGGCGAACAGGUUUUAUUCUAUUCCAUUCUAUCUGUUUUAGUUUCUUUUAUUCUCUUUCCUUUUUCUGCAUCCGUUAUUGGAGACACUGCUGCACUUUUACGACACAAACAUCUGGAAAUAUUGGAGGGUCUGAAUAUGAGACGUCUGAAUCUGAGACGUCUGAAUAUGAGACAUUAAUUAAUGCCAUUUCCAAUGGGAAUUUUGGGGAAGUAAGGGAUAUCAUUGGAAGGGACCGUAAUAAUUUGCUUGCCAAGCCAGACGAAGAUGGAAAGAUCCCAGUUCAAUUGGCCUACAGCACAAUUUAUGAGGAGAUGGCACGCUACCUGUACGUUGCGACUCCACCAGAGUCUCGAAAUGGAGACUCUGGUUUCUACAUCCUCCAAGAGUGUAUAAUUAGGAAAAUUUUUGAUAUUGCAUUCGAUAUACUCCACCAUCAUCCAGAGUUGGCAUCUUACAGCUGCUCUUCGAAUUCCAUUCCACUCAUUUCAACGUUGGCCCAUAUACCACCCCCACUCUUGAAAGGAAGUAAUCUUUUAUUUUGGGAACGAUGGAUAUAUGAUUGUCAGUAUUGCUUCUCUUCCUCUCCUCGAUUUUUAAAUUUAUAAUUUUUAUAAUAUAUUUAAUAAUUAUUUGGCUAAAAACAAAUUUAAUCUUAGAUUCCUCACAGCUCUCAUUACCCUGUUUGGGUUUUUUCUUUGCUUUUUGAGUUUGUUCUUGAUUGAUAUAGUCUAAUAAAUGCUCUCUUUAUCGAUUGAAAUUGAAAUUCAAGGCAUAAGAGUGAAGGCAUACCCCAUCACAGGUGAGCAUCGAUCAUGCGUGCAGAAGAUCGAAGACUUUUAUCAGUCAUGUAAAAUGAAAAUCAGAGACUUAUUUCAGUCAUGUGGAGGGUUGAGUACGCAGAUAGCCGCCGUCUGCUGGCAACAGUGCACUGCCCUGGCUGCCCCCGC
This is a messenger RNA of Rubroshorea leprosula, 1286 nucleotides long. The record is from the annotation of a GenBank genome assembly. Lineage: Eukaryota; Viridiplantae; Streptophyta; Magnoliopsida; Malvales; Dipterocarpaceae.